GGCUCGCUGCUUAUUCGCCUUCUCACGGGAAAGAAAAGGUAGAAAUGGAUGAAGAGGAAUUUCGACGCCUUCUUGAUCUCUUCCCUGUUGUCCGACCUCGCGAUUACCAUAUUGACCUCGAUCCAUCUAGGCAAUCCACUACGCGGCCAACGCAGGAUGACGAUGUGAAGAAAUGGCAGGACGCAUGGGAGGAGCAGGAGGGGGAUCAAAAGGAAACAAGCAAUCAAACUAUUGAUUUACACGAUGCAUUCUGGGAGAAGCUGAAGUUGGCAGCUGAGAAGAAGAUGGGUGCAAUGUUAAAUCAUAUAUACAUUCAUAUAUACAAACCAACUCGCCCGACCCGACCUUCCUAUGUCCCUCCACCCUUCAGAAACACCGCUACCACCACUUCAUUUGGUUAUCCCACUGAGUCGAUGCACUCUGGGAGUUUUUCUGGGGCUGUGUAUGGCUUCGUCCGCUCUUCAACCAGUCAACCCGGUUCGUCUCGUCGUGGUGGUGGUCGUUCACGUGGUCGUGGCCGUAGCGGUUCUCAACGGUGGCCCUCUGUCAACCAAAAUUUUAACAACCAGCGCCUAGUUGACGUAAGUGAAAAUUUUGACGAGCUAGAGAUCACAGAAGAUGAUGGUAGUAACAUUAACACCAAAGAAAAUAGUGCUAUCAACUUUGAUGCGUAUGAGGAUAUUCCAGUCGAAGUCACUGGCUCCCACAUACCUCCACCGGUGAAUACCUUCACUGAAAUUGAUUUGGGACAAGGUUUGAAUGAUAAUAUUCAGAGGUGCAAGUAUGUGAAACCAACUCCGGUUCAGAAGCACGCCAUACCCAUUGCGGUUGCUGGGAGGGACUUGAUGGCUUGUGCACAGACUGGGUCGGGGAAAACUGCUGCCUUCUGUUUUCCCAUUAUUUGUGGGGUUUUGAGGAACCGGUUUCAAACUGCUGGGUCGGGUCGUGGUAGGUCUAGAAUGGCCUAUCCCUCUGCACUCAUUCUAUCUCCUACCAGGGAGUUGUCUUGUCAGAUUCAUGAGGAGGCGCAGAAGUUUGCUUAUAACACUGGAGUGAAGAUUGUGGUGGCAUAUGGGGGAGCACCCAUAGUACAACAGUUUCGCAAUUUGGAGAAGGGUGUUGACAUCUUAGUUGCAACUCCUGGUCGCUUAGUUGAUAUGAUUGAGAGAGCAAGAGUUUCUCUUGGGAUGAUAAAGUAUUUGGCCCUAGAUGAGGCUGAUCGAAUGUUGGAUAUGGGAUUCGAACCUCAGAUACGGAAGAUUGUCCAGCAAAUGGACAUGCCUCCACCAGGUGAAAGGCAGACCAUGCUUUUCAGUGCCACUUUUCCACUUGAGAUACAGAGACUUGCAUCUGAUUUUCUCUCGGACUACAUUUUUCUCACUGUGGGGAGAGUUGGUUCAAGCACUGAUUUAAUUGCUAUAAUUAUGCUAUAA
This is a messenger RNA of Hevea brasiliensis (rubber tree), 1433 nucleotides long. Its product is annotated as DEAD-box ATP-dependent RNA helicase 52C-like. Gene Ontology annotation, molecular function: ATP binding; RNA binding; RNA helicase activity. The record is from RefSeq and is a predicted model, not a curated record. Lineage: Eukaryota; Viridiplantae; Streptophyta; Magnoliopsida; Malpighiales; Euphorbiaceae. Gene Ontology annotation, cellular component: nucleus. Bases 45 to 1433 code for a protein of 462 amino acids. The transcript is spliced from 2 exons.